AUGAAUCACCUAAGCAACUCUGCGCAUGUGCAAGAACUCGCCGCGGUAGACGACCGUAUCGAGGAGAUGCAGUCUCUUGCCAGUCGGAUACAUCACGAAACCAACGUCGGAGGCCCUGCGGCUCGCGGAGAGGCGGAACAGCAAUUGGAAGAGCUCAGAGAGUGUCGGCGACUGCUCGCCUCGCGCGUCUCGCCCGCGCAGGUGAUUCCGGAAGAGAUCUGGGUCGAUAUAUGGACUCGUGCGGAUGUGGUUCCUCGUCCACUGGACUCGCCGCCGACUCCCUUCGCCCUUUCUUGGGUGAGCAAGUGGUGGAGGUAUGUGCUCCUUCGAACUCCGGCGAUGUGGGACUUUAUCCAGGUGUCUCCGAACACUUCGCCUGCCCUUUUGCGCUUACAAGUGCAGCGGUCGGGAUCUCGUCUCUUGACAAUAUUGUUAAGCCUAAAGUCCGCCGUCCCUCCGAAGGACGGGGCGGGACGGUUCAUUUCACUCAUGGCCGAGCUCGAAAAAUGUGCAGACCGCUGGCAGUCUUUCCACCUACGCGAAGUCACACGGCCCAAAGGGCUCGAGCGCAGUGACCCUGCUCUCUACUCCAAUGCUGCUCUCUACUUCAAUGCUCUCCAGAACUCAUUGUGUGGCGUCCACGUGCCCCAUCUUCGACACUUCUGCGCCUGGUGGCAUGGCGAGCACCGUCUCGGCGCCGUGCUCAAGCGCGGGGCGCCGCACUUGUCUGAAGUCCAGCUGUCAAAUGUGCGGAUAUCCGACAAUCUCCAUCUCCUCCGCGGGCUGACAAGCCUCGAGCUGACGGAACCCCAUUAUCGAGGGACACUGACUAAGAUACAGCUCCGCAAUACCCUGGCGGCGUGUCCUGCACUGCACCAUCUGGGCCUUGAAGGGAGAUGGUUUGAGAGCGAUCCUGCCUUUCGGUUGCGCCAUCCGGAUCCGCUAGCCCUUGCAUCGUUGAAAUCUCUGAAGCUCUGCAUGCAGGACCGCUGGGAAGAAGAGGGCUCUAUUGUGCACGAUCUAUUCGACGUGGUCAUCGCCCCGAGACUGCAGUCGCUGCAGCUAGUAAGCUUGUCCUCGCAGACGUGCGAUGCGUUUUUAGAUGUGUUGGAGCAGAGGCCACAGGCCUGCGGCUCAGACUCGCUGGCCCUAUUAUGUCUGCAAGGCGGGGAUGACUUUGACAAAAUGGAACUGGACGUCCGUGUUUAUUCCCGGAUGUUCCAAACAUUUCGCAAGCUUCGGCACCUUUGGAUAGACACUGCCCCGGAGGACGCCAGCUCCUGCCUGCGGACGCUGGAGACGAUGGCCGAUGGGGGCACGCCGCUCGUCCCGUCGCUGGAUACGUUGACCAUUAACGUAGGGUCUGCGGAGGACAACGGAGCGGAUGUCCCCCACUUUAUCGCCCGGCGGCAAGAGAUGGGCGUCCCCAUUGCUACAGUACGUGUGUACCCGGCAGACGAUGUGUACGACGAAGAAAUACUCGAGUGGGUGAGGUGGUGCCAGGAGAGGGCCGCCGUCGAGGGGAUCACCUGCCAUGAAGUAGGAUUUGAUUGCAUUGAGACGUUGGAGAACAUGGUGUUUGCCCCGUUGAAGCUGAACCUGGACAGGCUUCGUCGACGCCCCCGCACACCGCUUGGUUAG
Molecule: messenger RNA, 1641 nt
Organism: Gloeophyllum trabeum ATCC 11539
Lineage: Eukaryota; Fungi; Basidiomycota; Agaricomycetes; Gloeophyllales; Gloeophyllaceae
Exons: 3
Coding region: 1-1641 (546 amino acids)
Source: RefSeq, a predicted model, not a curated record